Messenger RNA from Prorocentrum cordatum, 2652 nucleotides. The record is from the annotation of a GenBank genome assembly. NCBI's taxonomy places the organism in Eukaryota, Dinophyceae, Prorocentrales, Prorocentraceae.
AUGCCGGUCGUGCCCGUGUGCCCAGGCCACGGUGCCUCUGACGUCGGCUGCUCGGGCUGCCACGGCCGUGCCAUGUGGUGGCAGGGCUUCGACCUGGUGCGGUUCCAGUCAGCAGCAGCAGACCUUCCGCACGGCCAGCAGCACCCAGAACGACGCCCGGGCUGCGGGCGCGCGUCCAAGGCGAGGCCGCAGGAGGCGAGCUUUGGCGCCGAGAAGCGCUCCAGACCUCUGUCGGCCCCCGCGCUCUUGCGGGGCGAAGGGCACCUGAGCAGGUACCACACCGCCGUGAACGGCGCGGACGCCAUGGGCCAGAAGCGGCAGGCCAUCGAGGAGCUGGCGGUGGACUUGUCGAAGCUCGCCCUCCGACAGGAAGCCCUCGAGUUCAGGCGGCAGCUACGGCAGUCGGUCGCGGCAGACCCCUGCCACCAGGACCUGCACGUGCUCCACAAUGGCGCCGCGCGCGCGCGAACGGUCGCGUCGCGGCCGCAGAGCGCCUCGGCCGUGGGGAGCCCCCCUCGGAGAGUCACCUCGCCGCGGCCGCAGAGCGCCUCGGCCGUGGGGAGCCCCCCUCGGAGAGCCACCGCGCCGCGGCCGCAGAGCACCUCGGCCGUGGGGAGCCCCCCUCGGAGAGCCACCGCGCCGCGGCCGCAGAGCGCCUCGGCCUCUGGCGGCCCCCCCCGGAGAGCUAACGCUCUGCGGCCGCAGAGCGCCUCGGCCGCUGGCAGCCCCCCUCGGACAGCCACCGCGCCGCCGCCGCAGAGCGCCGGCCCGGCCGCGGCGGCCGGGGAGGCGGGCGCCGCGCCGCCGCCGCAGAGCGGCGCCUCCGCCGCGGCGGCAGCGCUGAGAGCCGCCGCGCUGCGGCCGCAGAGUGCUCCGACCGCGCCUGCCGACGCGGCGCCCGCGGGCCCCGGCCGCGCGGCGGCCGGCGGCCCCGCCGGCGGGGCCGCCCCGCCAGCCGGCAGCGCUGCUCCGCGGCGCCGCGGCGAGGGGCGCGGGCGCGCUGCGGGCGGCGAGAGCGGGGGCGCGCCGCGCGGGGCGUCGCCCGCGCGGCGCGAGGCGUGUGCGGACGGUCCCGGCGAGGCCUCGGGCGGCGGCCGAGGGGAUGCGGCGGUCCAGGGCGGCGGCCUCGGCCAGGGCAGGGGCACCAUCACCGCGGGCGGCAGCGCCUCCAAGGGGCCCGGCAGCGACGCCGACCAGCUCAAGCGCCUGCGCACCCUCCUCCACCACGACGUGGCGAGGCACUGCAAGCGCAUCGGCAUCGAGGUCGAGCUGCUGCAGGGCUCCACUGGCCUGGACAUUGCCAAGAAGAUGCGGAGUUUCACGAGGUUCAUCCAGCUGCAACGCAUGGGCCAGAUGCGACGUGACAGGAACGCGUCCAGCAGCGAGACUCCCGGGCUCACCGCUGGCAUGACGUCAGCGCUGAAAAGGCGCUUGGCCGUGGGGAGGCGGAAGUCGCAGGUGCCCGCCGAAGAUGCAGACAUCCCUGAUCAGGUGUCCGACAAGGACGCUCUCGUGAAGCUGGCAGCCUUCUUCGCUGGCCUCGACAUGCCUCUGCGGGACGCGCUGAGCCGCAUCGGCCGAAGGGGCGAGCACCACUUCAGGCUGCACGACUGGAAUUAUGGCCUGGCGCAGCUCGGCUUCACGGGCAAUGCUGCGCAGGCGUUCCGGCUGCUGGACGCUCGCGAGUGGAGAGUGCUGACCGUGGCGGAGGUGGAGGCGCAGCUGCUCCGGCUCGACAAGCGCUUGGCCGUCCCGGCCUUCGGGGAGCGCGCGUGCACCAUGCCAGGCCUGAUGUCCGUGGCCGGGCGCGGUGUGUGUGGCCUUCUGCGUGCGGACCCCGGCGCGCGCGCGGAGCAGAGCGUGGCGCGGAAGGCGGGCACGCAGCCCGGCCGAGGGGAGCGCGAGUCCCAUUUUCUCCAGUGCUCGGUCCAGGACGGGCUCAACGGUGCCCCUGAGCUGCGCACCAGGGGUCACCUCCUGGCCCAGGGCCACCUGCGCGCGAGCGAGGCGGCGGCGGGGGCGCUGGGCGCCUCCGCCUUGCUGCUGGGGUCGCUGGCCCUGGAGGUUGGCGCGGGCGCGGGCGUGCUGCUGCCCGUGGACGGCCCGGUGCACGAGCUGGUGGCCGGCGCGCUGUCGGCCCAGCAGCGCCAGGACGCCGCCUGGCUCUCGGACUCGCUGGACACGGGCGCGCAGGCGCUGGCCCUCGCCGCGGCGGCCGCGCUGGCCCUCCGCGGGCGCUCGGUGCCGGCCGUGGCGGCCGCGGCCUCCGCGCCUCUGGGCCUGCAGGGCGUCAGGGUGAUCUACCGGGCGCUCAAGGCGGGCGUGGGGCGCGCCAGGCCGUCCCCGAAGGCUGCUGCUCGACGGCUCCUUCCCCUCGGCGCACACGGCGCGCUUCGCCUUCUGCGCGGCGCUCCUCGCCUGCGUGCUCGGCCCGAGGCUCGCGGGCGGCGGCGGGGAGCGGGCGGAGCCGCCGUGGGCCCUGGUGGGGCUGGCCGCGUGGCUGGUGAUGGGUCCGCUGCGCGUCCUCGCGGACGCGCACUGGGUGACGACACCGCCGGGGGGGCCGCGCUGGGCGUGGCGGCCGCCGCGCUGGCCGAGCUGCUGCUGCUGGGGCUCGCCGGCGACUCGGCGGCGCGCGGGGAGGACGACUGA